UCGGGCACCUGACCCAAAAUGGCGGAUGUAUGCAGACGACGAGUUUUAGCAAUGCGAUGACACUUUUAAUUUGAUAUUUUUUUUACGAUAAACUGUUAAUAAAAACGUUGUAUGGGAUUUCUACAGAUAAUGCAUUUUCCAUAAAGCCGAUUGAUUUUUUUUAUCCGGUUUAUCUGAUCAAAAGAUUAUCAGAAAGGAUUUUUAAACGAGAUUGUGCAAACUGCAGUUGGAAUUAUAUCAGUAUUGUGGACAUUUCAUAUUUAGUGCUCGAGCGGUUCAAGUAGAAGGGAAAUGUUUGGUGCAAUAUUUCAACAUCAAACUUGAAAUAUCAUAAAAGUGACAUUUGAAAAAUCUGUUGGGACUUGAAAUCGGGAUUUUUGAAUUGUCAUCAGGCAUGUGUUACCAGUAGCACCUGGAACCUUCCAAUAGCCCCCUAAACCGGAAGCCAGUGUUGAGGACGCCGCCCCGCCACCAGCAGCACUAUGAGUGCCAAACGGAAGAAGAAGGACGAUAAGCCGCCACCGGCGACAGGGCCCGGAAGUAAGAUUAUCUCCCUGAACGACGCCCUCAAGAAACACAUAAAGAAGAUAGAAGGGAAUAAGGUUCACCUGCAGUUCGGGACAUGCAACAUCAAGUCCCUGCCUAUCGAGCUAUGGGCCAACGAGGAGCUGGCGGAACUCGCUAUCAAACUCAACUGCGAGAACAACCGGAUGAAGCGGCUCCCGAAGUCCGUGGCGGUUCUGGAGAACCUCGAGUACAUAAAUAUCCGGAACAACGCCCUCGGCGCCUUUCCGGGCUCCGUCUCAAGGCUGAAGAAGCUCAUCUUGUUGGAUAUUACAAAUAAUAACGUCAAGAAGCUACCACCCGCCAUACACAAGGCCACCUCCCUCGCCACUCUGUACGCGUCCAACAACAAGAUCCGGGCCUUACCCAAGAAUAUUGGUAAAUCCCCCUCUCUGAUGUAUGUGGAUCUGUCGCGUAACCAGAUCAAGUCGUUCAAGAAGGGAGUUUACGAACUGUCUGCCACAGUGAUCCUGUCUAACAAUAAAAUAACUGACAUGCCUGCAGCCACAGUGAAAAAGCCAAACAUUCAAAGACUCGACCUGUCAAACAAUGGCGUCAACCAUAUCCCAGAAUCCAUCGAGAAAUUGCAACGUUUGACAUGGCUUGACCUUUCCCAUAAUUCACUCGAUGAGCUUCCAGCGGAAAUAGGGAAAGUCAGAUUUUUGCACUAUUUCAAUCUGUCUCAUAACAAUAUCAAGGGUUUACCUGAAGAGAUUUGGAAUCUAGGACCAGCUCUGAAUACUUUCCUACUCGGACACAACGAAAUGGGCGUGUUGCCGGAUGAAGUUCAAAAACUCACAAAACUUAAAGAGCUGGACAUUUCUGGUAAUCAGUUGGAAUACCUCCCAGAAGGACUCAAAGAGUGUAACUGUUUGCAAACUUUACACGCGUCUGAAAAUAAACUAAACUCUAUGAAGUUCGCGGUGUUUUUGAAAUCAUUAGAAGUGCUGGAUGUCGCUAAAAACGGUAUCGAGGUUAUUCCGGUUGAAAUCGCGGGCAUGAAAAACCUAGUGUCUCUUGACGUCUCUGAUAACAAAAUAAAAGUGUUACCUGACUGUAUUGGCAACAUUAAAACACUGAAAAAGUUGUUUGUGGCUAAGAACAAAAUAACCACUCUCCCCGACUCGCUGGGGUACGACCAGGUCCUGACGCACUUAGAUAUAUCUAACAACAAGAUCACGGCUCUUCCGUCGGACCUGCGGAAACUGAGGAAUCUUGAGGUGUUCCGAAUGGCGGACAACGACAUCGCGGCCAUGCCAAAGUCCAUCGACUUUCUUUACCAAAUUCGCGUUCUGGACAUUUCCGGUAACGGCUUAAACGAUCUUCAUGUGCCGAAGACGCUGAACGAGUUUUACAUGUCCGGGAACCCUCUUACCAUCAACUACACUGACCAUCGGUCAGCACUUGUGGUGAUCGGGGACAAGGACCACCUGCGCAAUCUGACAUCCCUGGAGCUGUGCAAUUUGGGACUCGAGGAGAUCCCACCCAGCGUCUACAGUAUGCGCAUGCUCAGACACCUAAAUGUGUCGAACAACAGCAUUAAAACGCUGGGCGACAACAUCUGUAAGCUAAGGGGUCUCGAGUCUAUCGUUGCCGACCAGAACUACCUGUCGUCACUUCCUGCGAACGUGAGCGCGCUCCAAAAGCUUCACAAACUCUCCCUAGCGGACAAUAACCUGGAGGAAUUCUCAGCUGGAAUCCUUAAAUGCAUGGCCCUCGAGCAUCUCAAACUCUCGCACAACAAACUGAAGCUACUCCCUGAUAAUUUCGGUCGGCUAAACAAACUGAUUGACAUGGACCUGUCCAAUAAUGAGCUGCUGUGUUUCCCGAAAGAUCGCAUCGACAUACUGGCGUCUCUACUGUCAUUGAAUUUGAACCAAAACCACAUAGACGAGAUGCCCAUCGACUUUCCCUACCUCUACAGGCUGCAAAAGCUGAAUGCCGGCGGGAAUGACUUAACGGCACUUCCGGGCGAACUAGACAAACUGAAGUCACUGGAGGUCCUUGACAUUUCUGACAAUAUCAUAGAAGUAUUGCCGGAGAGUAUAUGUAAGAUUCCAAAUCUGCGAGAUCUUGAUGUUUCUUCAAACAAAAUUACGCGCGGUUUUCCAAAAGCGUGGGAAAAUUUGCGCUCCAAAGCGAACGUGAGCAUGGCUGAGCAAUCAUCCGUGAAAACUCGGGAACCACGUGAUCGACCCAAGCCAGUUGAGGCCGAGACCCAGAUCAGCCCCAAGGCCGGACGGAAGGGCAAGAAGGGCGGGAAAAGGGGAGCUGCGAAAUCGGCCCCGCCCAUUGCUGUUGCGGCCAGCUAAUGAAUGGCUAUGUAUAGCUGUGAAGGUUUACGUGUAUGUAGGAAAAGGAUUUUAAAAAUACAGCAAUAGUUGUACCUUUUUAUACAAAACUCACUACUAAAGUUAGUUGCCACAUCGCAUAGCAUUAUAUAAUAAAAUAGUAUUACUAUAAUAGAUUCCUGUAUUUUUGUUGUUUUUUUAGCUGUGUUUUCAUGAUUCCGUCCACUGUAAGUCUGUGAUACUAGCUGUAAUUAAACAAAUGUUGCUUUGCAUGUAUACUGUUAAAGCUAUUACUCAAGAUUUCAAUAUUCGUUGUGAUCAGAUGCUUGAUAUUCUGUCUUCAUCAGACGAUUUCUCAUUGCAUUCAUUGAUAUGUUCAAACUAUAGGUGACAUUGUGAGUCAGGGAUUUGUUUUAUUUAAAUAUAUACAUGUACAUAAUAAGUAUAACAGCUAUACUGUAUAAUAGUAUGUAUAAAUUUAUAUCAUAAACUUUUUUCACCCCGCCUGACCGAUAGCGCCAUCUAGGAUUCAAACACGAAUUGGGUCAAUUGUUGACAUUGCAACACUUACUUCUAGUAUAAAUAUAUUAUCAUGCUGUUAUUACUUUUACUAUUGUUGUAUAUGUGCUCUGUUCUAAAGCCUUGUUCUAGUUGAAAAUUAAAUUGUUAAUAUUAA
Mya arenaria is the source of this 3531-nucleotide messenger RNA. RefSeq names its product leucine-rich repeat protein SHOC-2-like. Gene Ontology annotation, molecular function: protein binding. Lineage: Eukaryota; Metazoa; Mollusca; Bivalvia; Myida; Myidae. Bases 483 to 2876 code for a protein of 797 amino acids. The transcript is spliced from 3 exons. The record is from RefSeq and is a predicted model, not a curated record.